UCGCAGGCUCAGAGGAGACAGCAGCAGAGAUUGAGCUCCGUUAGAGGCCGUUUAAACCCAGAAAACCAGCCCGGUGUUUCCGUUCGUACAGACUUGCGGCUCCGGACUGACAGCGCGAUGCUUCUGAAAAUCACGGCUUAAAUGGAAGAAACAGCCAACAGCGCGGAGAGAACCCGCAGCUGCACGAGGGAGAACGGACAGACAGAGGAAGGCAUGGUCAGAAGACACGGAUAGCCUGCCCUGCACCCCGGUCACAAUUGUGUGCACAUUCUUACAAGGCUAAAUAUAGGCCGCCUGACGGUGCUUUUUCAAGACAAACUGCAGCCCCCAUUCGCACUUAGACCUGCCACUCUACAUAGGAGCCACUUGCGCCACUGGUUUGUAUUGGAGAACCCCAUCCGUCUUACAGACACAAAAAACAUAGUGUUAUAGAUAUUCGAAAUGCCAUACAAUCAAAGCCGAGCGAGAGCCAGAGACCGUGGAAAUGUCCUUGGAAGGCUGGAGUUUUUAUCCCUUCAUCAGCCCCUGCGAAACAGCAGCAACGACAACAACCGGGGGGCAUCCAGGAGAGCCGGCCCAGGCAAGUACCAUCAAAACCCACAGAGUGACCACCAGCAAGAACCUGGCGAAGGUGCCAAAGAGCGAAAAGAACCGCCGAGGCUGCCCGAAGAAGACUGCAUGCAGCUCAAUCCUUCCUUCAAAGGCAUCGCCAUGAACUCUCUCCUGGCCAUCGAUAUACAUUUAUCCAAGCGGCUCGGAGUUUGUGUCCACACCUCAUCGUCCUGGGGCAGCGUCCGCUCCGUUUUCACACUGCUCGCGCUCACCGGACAUGGAAUCACAUGGAUUUGUGGCACACUGGUGUGUCUCACCAGGAGCAACACUCUAGCUGGACAGGAAGUCCUGGUCAAUCUGCUGCUGGCGCUCAUUCUCGACAUCCUGACUGUGGCUGGAGUCCAGAAACUGGUCAGGCGUAAAGGACCAUGGGAAAUGACCCCGGGCUUCCUGGACUACGUGGCGAUGGACGUGUACUCGUUCCCGGCGGCUCACGCCAGCAGGGCGGCGAUGGUGUCCAAGUUCCUGCUGUCUCACCUGGUGCUGGCGGUGCCGCUGCGGAUCCUGCUGGUGGUCUGGGCCUUCCUGGUGGGGCUGUCCCGGGUUCUUCUGGGCCGACACCACGUCACGGACAUGGCCUGCGGCUUCGCGCUGGGUUUACUGCACUUCAGCCUGGUGGAGACGGUGUGGCUCUCGUCUAACGCCUGCCAAACGCUCAUCUCCAUAGGAACGCUCAGCUGGAGCCCGUUCCCCUAAAACAGAACUCUGUAGAGCCGAAACAGAGACGUUCUCACAGCACCGCAGAACUGCGGAACGGUACGCUUCGGCUCAGAAAGAAGAAUCACAAGAAGGUUUUGUUUGUAUUGAAAUAUAUACAAUUUUCACAUAUGAUUAUAUGUGAAACACAUUAUUGUUGUUAUUAUUGCUAUUAUUAUUAUCAUUAUUAUUCUUAUUAUUAUUAUUAUUAUUAUUAUUAUGUUCACUAGUGUUCAAAAGUAUGCAAUCAGUGAUUUAAAUAUCUUACCUUCAAUUUGAAGACAUUUGAUUUGUCGAGAAUGACUAACACAGCAAGAUUAAAAUCCAGCUUGCAGUUUUAAGAAAAUUAACCUCCAGAAUGAAGUUCUAAGAAAAAAAAUAAAGAAUGAAGUACUAAUAAAAUUAAUAUGCAAAAUUAAGUUAUAAUAAAAUGUAAUGUCCAGAAUGAAGUUCUAAUAAAAUAUUAUCCAGAAUGAAGUUCUAAUAAAAUUAAAAUCUAGAAUGACAUUCUAACAAAAUUAACAUCCAGAAUGAAAUUCUAAUAAAAUUAACAUCCAGAAUGAAGUUCUAAUAAAAUAUCUAGAAUGAUGUUUUAAUAAAACCAACAUUCAGAAUGAAGCUAGAAUAAAAUUAACCUCUAGAAUGAAGUUCUAACUAAUAAUAUCCAGAAAGAAAUUGUAAUAAAAUUAAUAUUCAGAAUAAAGUUCUAAUAAAGUAAUAUCAAGAACAAAGUUCUAAAAAAAUUAUUAUACAGAACGAAGUUCUAAUAACAUAAUAUCCAGAAUGAAGUUUGAACAAAAUUAAUAUCCAGAAUGAAAUAUUAACAUUUUCAGAAUUUGAGGUCCCAAAAUGCCUCAAAAAGUUUAAAAGACAUGAUGAGGCAGGUAACUUAUAUUAUUAUAGUAUAUUAUUUAUAAUGUAACAACUUAAAGAACUUUGCAAGAGUGCAGUGUUGCAUUGUUUUUCUAAAAUAUUUGAAAUAUUGGGGAAAAACAUUGCAAAAGGUAUUUGUAAAAAUUAGUUUCAUUCGGUAUUUCAAGAAAUAUGUGAAUGAUAAGUUACUCAGUUGUGAAUAUAUACUGUAAUCAUCUAUUUACAUAGUUUUUGUUGUCCACCACUUUAGGUAUAUGAUGAAUUCUGGAUAUUAAUUUUAUCAUUACUUAAUUCUUCAUGUUCUACAGCUUUCAUGUUCAAUAUUAGUAUCUUCUACAGAUCGGUUCUUCAUUCUAGACACAUCUAACAUUUCUACACUUUUACUUACAGCUUCUACUGAUGAUCUGAAGCUGUGAAGCUGCACAGGACGAACCUAUUAGAAUGAUUUUAUACAUUUAUCUGAAACUAAAUUGGUUUUAUGUUAUUGAAAACACUGAUUCCAAGCUUUUGAACAGUACCAUAUACGCAGGUGUAUUCAAAAGUUUAGGCGC
Molecule: messenger RNA, 2732 nt
Organism: Colossoma macropomum (tambaqui)
Lineage: Eukaryota; Metazoa; Chordata; Actinopteri; Characiformes; Serrasalmidae
Product: inactive phospholipid phosphatase 7
Exons: 3
Coding region: 442-1308 (288 amino acids)
Cellular component (GO): nuclear envelope
Molecular function (GO): sphingosine-1-phosphate phosphatase activity
Source: RefSeq, a predicted model, not a curated record